AUGAACUGGAAGUCCGGUGGUGUUUAUGCCAAUGGCGCUUACAAUUAUGAUAUCUCACCCACUCGAACGAACCGUCCAUUCCCCGUCCCAAAGGAGUCAUCCGCCAAAUGCUAUGGCGUUUACCAUGGCUUCUGGACCCGUUACAAUAUUCGGGGUGCUGGAUGGGCUACCUGGGACAAAGGUCAAAAGACGCUCCGAGGGAACAGCACGCGCUGCUUUGGCCAUGGGCUGACGGGGUGGUAUUUCGAAUACUUUGACGAGCCAGACAGCAACGGUUACGAGUGGUUGGCCAAGUUCAACUCGCCAGUGUUCACUGAAGCGCGCUGUUAUGCGAAUAACAAGGUCCAAAAGUGGGCUGGUGGUCCAUCAAAUGACGGGUGUCACUGA
Messenger RNA from Penicillium hordei, 387 nucleotides. Its product is annotated as SGNH hydrolase. The transcript has a single exon. NCBI's taxonomy places the organism in Eukaryota, Fungi, Ascomycota, Eurotiomycetes, Eurotiales, Aspergillaceae. The record is from RefSeq and is a predicted model, not a curated record. The coding region runs from base 1 to 387 and encodes 128 amino acids.